Clonostachys solani is the source of this 1782-nucleotide messenger RNA. The record is from the annotation of a GenBank genome assembly. Lineage: Eukaryota; Fungi; Ascomycota; Sordariomycetes; Hypocreales; Bionectriaceae.
CUCUGGCACAGCUUGACCCUUCAAAGGCACUGUCUCCCAGAUGGAAUAAUUCUGCUCAAAAUAUCCUGGAUCAAGCUUUGGCUGCACUCGGUGGAGAAGAUGUCAUUUCAGCACUUGAUGGAGUUACCUACUACUCUCCCACGUCAGCGCCGUCACCUGCAAUCCGAAUUUACCACGCAGCUAAUACUCUAUAGUGUUUAUCGGUCCCGAAGCCUUAUGCAAAGCUACAACUUGUACCACGCUGACACCCCGAUCGCUGUCUCUGGCUCCCAGAAUAUAUCAUUUAGUUUUGACUCUGGCGAGCUGACUCAACGAAUUGACCGCAAAUUCCACCCUUCCGAGUACUGGUCCUGGGCAACUCCCAGUAACGAUGAUUUCGAUCAUUCACUUGUUGUUCAUGGUGGCGAGAAUGGGUUUGCAUGCUACAUUCGUGGAAAUAACCAAGUGUGGCUUCCAACAAACCUUGCAUCAGGAUACACCGAUGGUAAGGAAAGACAUAUAGGGAUCCGACAUGCCAACACCUUUGCAUCUUCUUACCUUCUAGUUAUAGCUGCACUUGCCGAAUACUUCGUGUUGCAUGGAAAUAUGCUUUCCCCUAAGCUCCUCCUCCAAGUCAAAAUGCACGAGAAUAUUAAUUAUGUCGAUGUCGAAAUUAACGGGGCAAGCAUGCCCGCUGUUUACGACCCAGCCUUCGACAUCACCAUUAUCUUCGACAGUUCCAGUCAUCUUCCUCACAUCGUCCGAGCAGAGGAAAAUCACAUGAUAUAUGGACCGUCUACCAAUGACUUAUAUCUUUCUAGCUACAAAGCUGUCCAAGGCAUCAAGUUUCCCCAUAUCGUCCAGACAGUGUACAACUCCAGCACCCAGAAGCUCGAUGCUGUGAUUGAGGAUUACAUCAUAGAGGAAAUAGCUGUCAAUCCUGGAUUCCCAAAUGAUUUUUUCAGCGGCCUACCAGAGGGUGAGGGCUUCUUUCCUAAAAGUGCGCCAAGGAAAAUUGAGGGCUUCACGCAUGAUCGCAUCACCGAGUUCAGCUCCAACGGUCUUUGGUCUGGACUUACCAAUUCUACUGUCGACGGGAUCAAGCACGAUCGACCGGUUCCAGGUCUCCCUAAUACACAUUGGCUUACACUUGACGAUGACACACUUGGUGUCAAGCAAUUUAUUAUUGAAUUCGAGGACCAUGUGAUUGUGGGGGAUGCUCCACCUCAGUGGACGAAGGAGGUAAUUCUCUGGAUAGAGAAGAAUAUCCAAAAACCCAUCAAAUAUCUCUGGUGGCAGCCAACCCAUCACCACCGAGACCACAGCGGCGGCGCCAGCCAAUAUGUCAAGCUGGGCGCCAAACUGAUCGUGCCUGAAGUUGCCGCUAAAUACUGGGCCAGUAUUCCCAACGCAGAACUAAUUGUUUUCAAUGAGACCCAUCCCUAUGUUCAUAGCGAUGACAAGUACCAAGCCUGGUUCCUUUGGGAGAAGGAGGCUACGCACGCCAUCGACUUCUCCUACGCCUUUAUCACCAAAAAAUGUCCCACGGAGAAAUCUGAUGUUGCCGUGAUUGAGGCUGACGUUUGGCAUCCAGGCAUGCCUGAUGCCCAAAAUGAUCGCCAGCUGAUGCGAGAGUGGCUCAAUCAGGUCGAUAAAGAUGGUGUGCCAGACAAGGCUUAUGUGCUUCCUACUCAUGGCCAAGUCAGACACCUCAAGGAACUGACUGAGCACGCCGACUACGUGUAUCCCCUCAAGGGUGUGAAGGACUGGAUGGCUGGCGGGGGAAUUUGUUCAGAAGCCUAG